GUUUAUUAUUAACAGAUGAACUCUGUCUACACACCUACUCACACAACACUGCAUCGUUUGUUGAUUCCAGUAUACGAUACCAAUCAUGGCUGUUGACCCGUUAACAAGAGCUGACCGAAAAAUGCUCCCACCAACACCCGUUAGCAAGUCCCUAGAAGGCCUGGAGAUUGGAAUCCCACCAAUAAAAUUUACAAAUCCCUGGCUAUCGAAACCGUUACCAAAACUUCCAGACCGAACGUCAAGUCUUUAUAGUAGGGAGAGCCUCAUCGACAGCUAUAUGAACCGACCUGCUACUAGUGACUCUCCUGCUAGUCACAAAAAAGCUACAUCGGAGUCUCACCAAGAAGGACGUUUCUAUAGGCGGCGAAAUUCCUGCUCACGAAACUCCAUGGCUCGUAUCAAUGGCCAGGCCAAUCGGUGCUCACUGACCCUGAGGACCUUCCUAUCGGAAGAGCAAUAUGGAAUUGGCAUGUACUUAGCUAGACCAGCUACAAGCAACCAUUACUUUCGAGAAAAGAAAUGGGAGAUAUUUCCAGAGCUUGCCCCGCAGUCUUCAGCCCAGAAUCCACAAACAGUCACCAAGUCCCGAAAGCGUCGGGGGCUUAAACGGAAGAGAAGCCAAGCAAGAUCGCAUCACAAACCUAAUUUUUCGAGUUCGGAGAAUUUAAGCUUGAAUCUGAGACCAAUCGCCGAUUACAUGCAGCAGACACUCGCGAAGAAGACCUCGCAGUUACGGCUUAGAAAGAAAACGAGUCAGACUAGCACGCCAGCAACUGCACGGCCUUUGAACGGCUCUUCUUCUUCGGCUGAUUCUGGGAUAUUGUCUGUUAGUCGAGACCGAAAUAACGGUAACCCUGAGACGCAACAUAGUAUGCGGCGGCAUAUGCGAGAAAUAUCAUUCUGGGGGACCCGUGUCGACUCUAGCGAGGAAUCACUGCAUUUGGAUGAGAACGAAUUGGCAUGGAAAGGCGAUAAAGAACAUAUCACCAGUCCUAGGUGGCGGUCUCCGCUCACAAAAUUCCAUUCACCGAGCUCCACAAAGCUGCACAGUCGAGAAACCCCAGCUAUAGGGUGCUACGACAGCUCAUCUUCAAUAGAAACGCCACGAUGCGGGGACAAAAAGCUACUAUUAUCUGACUCAAAUCACUCCCAAUCAUCACUGGUCUCUUUACCUGAAUAUGCGAAGGCCCUCCAGCAGAAGACGAGUCAUGUUUUUCUGGCCAUCGAAGGCGUAAAGAAUAAACUUACCGAAGCGCGAGCAGCUCGCCGCCGGGCACAACUGAAGAAACAUAUCCGCUUGAUUGGCCCAAUUGAAAACUAUCCGUAUGGUGCUCCUAAUGAAUGGCUGUAA
Messenger RNA from Talaromyces proteolyticus, 1351 nucleotides. RefSeq lists its product as uncharacterized. Lineage: Eukaryota; Fungi; Ascomycota; Eurotiomycetes; Eurotiales; Trichocomaceae. The record is from RefSeq and is a predicted model, not a curated record. The transcript has a single exon. Bases 86 to 1351 code for a protein of 421 amino acids.